GGUUUUCUUCGCAAACAUUCUCUAAACUUAUAAAAUUUGUCUUUUUAAUGCUAUCAGAUGGUAGACCGAUAUUUUCCAAAGCUGCCGGAUGUUACAAAAAUUAUCGAAAAUUUAGAUAAUUUGAUAAGUAAGGACAUAGCUUCGGCUGGCAAGCGUGGGCGUGAUAUGCUCAGUCAAAUGCGAGCACAUCUCAAUGAAACAAUUGGAAAAUAUACACCAGAAGUUAUUAAAUCUAUAAAUAAAGCAGGUAAUGCUUUCCAACACGCCUCAAAUGAAAUCAAAAUGGAACUUAACAAAUUGUCGCUUGUUAUAAAAGACAAUACGAAGAAGUACACUGGUGUUGCGGACGAUUAUUUGGAUGAAUAUGGACCGUAUAGAUUCUAUUUCGGCAUUGCAGUUUGCUCUAUACUAUUGCUGAUCUUGGUUUGCUUAGUAGCCGCAUUGCUGUGUGGCAUAUGUGGCAAACGCCCAGACGGUUAUGGUGAUGAUUGCUGUAAUAAAGGCUCUGGUUCGCGUUUCUUGAUGAUGGCUGUAGCACUGAUUUUCCUAUUCAUUUCGUUGAUUGCUCUAGUAGCGCUGGCUCACUUUUUGAUCGGUCUAAUCGCCUACCGUGGCUUAUGUCUUCCAUUAAAGGACCCUCAAAACGAUGAAAUAUUCGCUCAACUUGACAACUCUAUUGACUUGAAUAAUGUACUUUAUCCGCCACAAAAUAAGGGCAAGCUGACUUCAGGUGGUUUACCACCUUUACGCAUAUCACAUGUGAUCACCGCCUGUCAGCGUAAUCAAACCAUUUACGAAGUGUUGCAUAUACAUAAUCGUAUCGAUAUACAUGAAAUAAAUGAUUACCCAGCUCAGUAUAAGAUCAAUCAAACCUUAGAUGAUUUAGUUGCUGGUAUUUCUUUUGACGACAGCGAUGUGCUCAUACUAAGUCCAGAGGAUAAACAACGCAUACUGAGCCUCGGCGAAUCAGCAUUGAAGAACUUUGAUUCUGCACAAUAUAUUGAUAAUCUUAACGAUACAAUAACCAAAUAUUCAUUAACCGAAAUUGCUCAACAAUUAAGCCAGACAGCAAAUAAAAUCGAAAAUAGCGAUGAUAUGAAAGAUGUACGAGUUAGUUUGCGUAAUCAGGCUUUGCAUUUGGAGACAUACGAACACAAUUUGGCGAUACCAAUGAAAAAUCAAUCAGUGGAACUUAUACGGCUAGCAGAUGAUUUGGAUCAUAGCCUACGCUAUAAGGAUCAUCCAUUCCACGAAUCCAUACCGUUGCUGGUCAAUGAGAUUGAGCGUGCGCAGACGUUCUUCCGCGUAGAUGGACGUCAGUUUGUUAGGGCAACCGCAGAAAAUUUGACACACUAUUUUGCAAGUGAAAUAGAGAAUUAUUUGAGAAUGGUCGUGCAGGCAGUGGAGCGGAAAAUUGGCUUAUGUGCGCCGUUAGCUAAUGUCUACGACUCUGGUAUAGUUGCACUGUGUAGUUCUGUUGUUAAUCCAUUGAAUGGUUUCUGGGCUGGCGCCGCAUUGUGUGUUGUGCUCUUUUUGCCCACCUUGAUGGUCGCGGUCAAAUUGGCAAGCUUGUACCAGAAGUCAGAUCCAUAUCCUGGUCCACUAGUCGAAUCGGAGUAUUUGUAUGACGCAUAUAGUGAACGUGAUCACAUUCCAUUGGCAAAUGGGCCAAAGAACAAGCGACGAAAGAAUAAAGACCGACGUCGCGGUCGUGAAUACUAUGAGGAACCCGUCGCUUCCACGGCGCAUGGUGUGCCACCAACUGUUGGUGUGCGUGACACUCGCUACAACGACAUGGCACCCAAACAUUGGGAUGGCGGCCCACCGAGAUACCAAAAUCCCCCAAUGGCACCACCUGCAUCCGAGUAUGAACGCCCACCGCCAUAUUAUUAUCCGGGUGCUACGGAGCAAGACUAAGUAAUACAGAUUGAGAUACAUUUUUAAAAUGUCUAUAGCAAAAACAACAACCACAACAAAAACAACAAAUAAAUAAACAGACAACAGCGCCAUAAGCAGCACUUAGAAUAAAAUAAAGCAACAAGAAAACAUAUACAAAAUAGCAACAACAACACUCCGCAGCGUGGCUAGCAGAGCUGGAGGAGGCCGAGAAGAAGGAGGAGAUGGCAUUGGCGAUGCAUGCAAUGACGCUGAAGUGGAGAAAUGGUCCCACAGAAGGGGUGUGUCUACGGCGUGUGUGGCAAUGGUAGCUGCGGUGCGCGAUGGCGCGCACAGCAUGCGUGCUGAUAGUUAUUUUUGGCGCAAUUUUCGAAAACGCAUUUUUCUCGCUUUUUUCUUUGAUCUUUGAAAACACGAAAAAUUCCACAUGCCACAGGCCACACACACACACACAUUUUCUACUUCUUCAAAAAUAUAAACAAACAAUCAAAAAAAAACGAAGCAUAUUAGCGAAUAAAAAAAAUUAAACUCAAAAUAGUGAAAGCAAACAAUACAAAUAAUUUCUUGAUUGCGCAUAAAAAUGCUGGUUUCAAAAACCGAAAAGCGUGUGCUAUAUAAUUAAACAGACAUUCUUACAUACAUAUGUAGAAGAAAUUAUAUUUAAAAAAUGAAAGAAGAAAAACACCAGAUACAUGAGACAAAAACGUAAACUAAAAAACAAAAACAAAACACAGCCAUUAUGCAUUCUUCAUUCCAGCGCCCCCAUAGACACAUGCAAACAUACAAUACAUACACAUAUUUAGUAGAUACUCGAAAAAUGUUCGAUAAUAUCUCAAGUAUUUUAGUUAGUUUUAUAUUGAAGUGUUAUUAAAAAAAAAAAAUAUAUAAAAAAAGAAAAUAUUAUAUGUGCAUAUGUAAAAUGAGACUGUAUUUGUUAGGUUUUUUUAAUGAGUUGGUUAGUGAGUGCAUGUCUCAUUAAUGAUGUAUGUAGUAGGUACUCGCAUCUUUUUCUUUCUUUUAGAAAAAAACAUCACAUUUGAAUUUUAUGCAUAAAAAA
This is a messenger RNA of Rhagoletis pomonella (apple maggot), 2953 nucleotides long. Its product is annotated as prominin-like protein. Gene Ontology annotation, cellular component: membrane. The transcript has 10 exons. Bases 58 to 1917 code for a protein of 619 amino acids. The record is from RefSeq and is a predicted model, not a curated record. NCBI's taxonomy places the organism in Eukaryota, Metazoa, Arthropoda, Insecta, Diptera, Tephritidae.